ACGUCAUCGUUACGUCACGCGGGCACGAAAAACUUGGCCCCUCUAAUAACACUGGCCACUGGCUGCAGCUUGUAGUCAGCUACGAUCAACUAUGUUCGUCUACAAUUAGCUAUUUCGCUGUACGUGGUAUAUACUCAAAGUCACAUGGAAGUUUGUAAAUAAUUUCUCAUUAUAUAUUGCAAAAUUUUACGUCAUAUAUAAAAUAUGUCGCGACAUCGAGACGUCCGUUGUAUGAAUUAUUCAGAUGAAUAUGAUGGCUACGAUGAUGUAUAUGGGCAUUCAGUAGAGGACGAUUAUUGUGUAUCACCUAGUGUGGAGCAGUUUUUGUUUGAUCGAAGCAAACAACAGAAUAUUGCUUCAUUUAUCACCGAACCAGAUAUAGUAGAAGACAAUGAGGACAUUGAUGAAUCUUCGACAUCCCUUAAUGAAGAUAAAUAUGAUCUUCCCAAAUUGGAAAAGGCAAAGCUAAUAUAUUGUUUAGAAGCAAUCAGAAGCGUCAUAGGUGAUACUGUGUCUGAAUCUAAGUUGAAAGAAAAAAUUAUUGCAUCAAACUUUGAUACAGAUGUAGCGCUUGAUGCUAUUUUAAAAGAAUCUUCGCCGAAAAAUGAUCCAGCAAUAAGUAAAGAACGAUUGGAACGGUAUCCAGGUAACAAAUUAUCAUCUAAGUCUGCAUUGCAAGUUACAACGCCUUCUACCGUGAAGGUUGUACCCGCCGGAACAAAACCCGUCGUAAAGGGUUUCGAUUUAAGCGGUGUAGAAAACGCAGAUUUACUGAAUCCACGCUGCGUGAGCCCGUCUUCCAAUCGAAACAGUCCUGAAACCAAACGCAAAGAGGAUAUCAUACAGAGAGAGAAGAAAACGGUUUCGUCGAAAACUAACAGUCCGAGAUGUCAGUCACCCAUAUCAGGUCAUGUAACACCAGAAUUAGAUCUCAAAGGAAAAUCCAACGCAGCUAAUGAAGAAAAAGUUGAUGUUCAAGCAAUAUACAAGAGUAAGAGAGGUGAUAACAAGGAGCAGCUUCACUUGGUAGUUGUGGGACAUGUCGACGCUGGAAAAAGCACGUUGCUGGGACGACUACUAUGUGAUUUGGGUCAAGUGCCGCAGAGACUCAUUCACAAAUAUCAGCAAGAGAGUAAGAAGAUAGGGAAGCAGUCUUUUGUCUACGCUUGGGUGCUCGAUGAAACUGGUGAAGAAAGAGAGCGAGGAAUAACGAUGGAUAUAGGUCAUUCGAAGUUUGAAACGGACACAAAGUCUAUCACUCUCCUAGAUGCGCCUGGCCACAAGGAUUUUAUUCCAAAUAUGAUCACUGGCGCUACGCAAGCGGACGUAGCUUUAUUGGUGGUUGAUGCGACCAGAGGCGAGUUUGAAACUGGAUUUGACAGCGGGGGACAAACACGCGAGCACGCACUGUUACUUCGUUCUUUGGGAGUAUCGCAACUAGCAGUAGUCGUAAAUAAACUUGAUACUGUAAAUUGGUCGAAGGACAGAUUCAACGAGAUAGUCGACAAAAUGAGCGUUUUCUUGAAACAAGCUGGCUUUAAAGACACUGUUACCUUUGUACCUUGUAGUGGUUUAUCCGGCGAAAAUAUCGUGACGAAACCAAAGGAGCAGCUCUCUAACUGGUAUACCGGACCUACUUUAAUCAAUGUAAUUGAUAAUUUCAAAUGCCCGGAGCGACCUGUAAAUAAACCAUUCCGUUUCUCGGUCAACGAUAUAUUUAAGGGUACCGGGUCCGGAUUCUGUGUAUCUGGUCACGUUGAAACGGGUAUGGUGUCCUUAGGUGACAAGAUAUUAAUACUACCUCAAAACGAGAUUGCGGUCGUUAAAGGUCUCCAGUUGGACGAAAUCUCGAUGGUAAACACAUUCGCCGGUGAUCAUGUUGCGCUGACAUUAGCAGGGAUCGAUCAGCAAAACGUAGGCAUCGGCGAUAUUAUUUGUAAUCCGCAGAAUCCAGUGCCCGUAACAACGUGCUUUCAAGCGCACAUAGUUGUAUUUGCGAUAGCGAGACCAAUCACGAAAGGGCUUCCAGUGGUGAUGCAUCAGCAGUCUUUAGUACAGCCAGCGUUUAUCACGAAAUUAAUAGCGCAGCUUCAUCGAGGUACCGGUGACAUGAUCAAGAAGAAACCGCGCUGCUUACCGAAGAAUUGUAGCGCAAUCAUCGAGGUUGCAACACAAAAUCCAGUCUGUAUGGAGUUGUACAAGGAUAUUAAGCAGCUAGGAAGAGUUAUGUUACGAUUAGAGGGUACCACCAUUGCAGCUGGUUUGAUUACAAAGAUUUUGUAAAUUUGAAACUACACAUCUCGAAAAUGGAGUCUCAACAAUAAGCAACAUAAUUUUUCCACAGAGGUAUCACUUAGAUCUAUAUAUACAUUGCUCUUGUAUUUGUAUAUUACACAGGCUGAUAAAUAAAAAUUUGCUAGGUUGUUACUUUAUUUUAUUUACAAUAAUACAGAAGAUUGUUUUUUACUGACUUAAAGACUUUUUCCUUAGUUAAUAUGUAUCAUGCAAAAUAUUUGUGUGUUUGUAAUAUAUGUUGAAUGUCAAAUUAAUUUAAUAUGUCCAAUAAAGAUACGAUCAUUA
Molecule: messenger RNA, 2580 nt
Organism: Formica exsecta
Lineage: Eukaryota; Metazoa; Arthropoda; Insecta; Hymenoptera; Formicidae
Gene: HBS1
Product: HBS1-like protein
Exons: 9
Coding region: 205-2283 (692 amino acids)
Biological process (GO): translation
Molecular function (GO): GTP binding; GTPase activity
Source: RefSeq, a predicted model, not a curated record